AAAUUGUUACUGUGUCCAGUACUCGUAUUUGGGAGGUUUGCCUGCCGUUUCAGCCUCCUUCCUCCCCACGUAACGCAGCGCCGCCGCCGUGCCCGUGCCGGCGGCGCUUGCUUGCUCUCCUCUCCAUGCAAUUAGGCAUAUAUCACUGAGCUCCUCCCCGCCCGUGUUCGCGCCUGCAAUGCCAGCCUCGCCAUCCCCGCCCACUCGCUGCUUCUAUGCUCCACGCCGCACGGAGGCGGACACCGCCGCUCCCUGCCAGGCUCGCCGCCGCCUUCUUCGCCGCCAAGCCCCAGCCCCAGCCGCCCGCCCUCUCGCCGCAGAUCGUCGAGGCCGCCGUCUCCCGCUGCCCCUCCGACGCCCUCGCGCUCUCCUUCUUCCUCUGGUGCGCUCGCCGCCCCGCCUACUUCCACCCGCCCUCGUCCUUCGACCGCGUCCUCCCCGCCGCCACGCGCCUCGCGUCCCGCCUCGGCACCGCCCCCGCGCUCCUCCGCGAGCUCCAGAGCCUGGGCUGCCCCAUCAGGCCCCACACCUUCCUGCUCCUGCUCAGGCUCUACUGGCGCGGGGGCCUGUACCCGCUCGUGCUCCACCUGUUCGACGAAAUGCCCCACUGGGGCUUCCACCACAACGCCUUCGCGCGCAAUGUCGUCCUCGACGUCCUGCUCAGGACCGGCUGCGCCGACGACGCGCUGCGCUUCGUGCAGGGUAACCCGUCGCCCAACUACCUCACCUAUGCCAUUGUCCUGACUCAUCUCUCCAGAGCCGGGGAUUGGUCAGGGAUGCGCGUCUGUUUCACAGCUAUGCUGAGCCAAGGUUUUCUCCCCAGCGCCACUUCUCUCGCCUCGGUGUUUGCCUGUUGCAGUAAGGCCGGGACCAUGGCCGAGCUAAUGCAGCUGCUGUCGUAUGCGCUUGUCUCGGGCCAGCAGCUCACUUCAGCCAUGUGGACGUGUCUCAUCGCUCGUAUGUGCAGUGAGGGAAGGCUAAGCGAGGCCUGUCAAACCCUGGGAAAUAUGGUGCGUUCUGGCUCUUCUCCCACGGUGGUGACUUACACACCGCUUGUCAGAGGUCUCUUCCGAGCUGGGAGGCAUGACAUUGCCAGUGAGCUCUUGGGAUCCAUGGCAUCCAACGGUUGCAUCCCUGACCUUGUUAUGUAUAAUGUUCUGAUGGACUGCAUGAUGAGGGAGAGGAGGUACGAUGAGGCCAUAGACAUCUACCUACAUCUUCAUGGGAGCCAGAUAAAGCCGGAUGCAUACACUUUGUCUACUUUGGUUCAGGUAUUGCAGUUGUCACGGAACAUAGAUCUUCUCCCUAGGUUAAUCCUGGGCUCGGAUAUCUCUUAUGAUCUUGUGGCUUGCAAUUCUAUGCUGAGUGCUCUGUGCAAGUCAGGGUUUCCAUCUGAAGCCCUUCAGUUCUACAUUGAUAUGAUUGGUUUGGGCAUCAGGCCAGACAGCUACAGUUAUGUUGGAUUGUUGGAUAGUUUGUGUCACUUGGGAAGGAUAGAUCAUGCAGUCAACCUUUACCGCAGUGUUGUCACAAGCAAUCUUGAUUCAGACGCCUACGUCCAUGCAGCCAUCCUCCGUGGCCUUGUUAGAAGGGGCCAGAACAUAAUGGCAUUUAGGAUUCUCAGGGAGGCUGUGCGUCAAAAUUAUGCACUUGAUAACGUGUGCUACACCAUUGUUCUGCAUGGUCUAUUCCGAGGUCAUUUUGUUCAAGAGGCUCGCGAUUUGUUUGACAAGAUGAAGGAUUCAGGAGUUGCUUCCAACACUUGUACAUACAAUGUAAUGCUUCGUGGACUGUGUAGAGCCAGGGAUAUGUUUGCAGUCACGCAGUUACUAACAGAAAUGGAAGGCGCCAAUGUUCAUAUGGAUAGUACCUCAUUCAACGUGGUAGUUGUGCUCUUAGUGAAAUUGCAGCGCAUCAGUUCGGCAACAGCUUUGAUAAGAGAAAUGCUCAAUCUAGGCAUGAAACUUAACACCAAAACUUGCUGGUUACUUUCUCAAUCAAUUGGUCAUAGAUUCGUUUUGGAGGAUUCUAUCAGUGCUGAAAGUGAUGUAUCUGACUCAACAUGCGAUCUGCUUGUAUGCUCAGCUUCAUAGUCUACUUUUCGAUGGAACAAGCUUGCUGUUUAUGGUAUCUGCACUUUUGUGAUGUAAUUGAUACAAAAUAUAAAAUACUGAAGGCUGGAGAAAUUCUAAAUGAAUUUCUACCACACAGA
Messenger RNA from Aegilops tauschii subsp. strangulata, 2212 nucleotides. The record is from RefSeq and is a predicted model, not a curated record. Lineage: Eukaryota; Viridiplantae; Streptophyta; Magnoliopsida; Poales; Poaceae.